Scatophagus argus is the source of this 4623-nucleotide messenger RNA. It is a transcript of the gene arhgef25a, whose product is annotated as Rho guanine nucleotide exchange factor (GEF) 25a. Gene Ontology annotation, cellular component: plasma membrane; cytoplasm. The transcript has 17 exons. Gene Ontology annotation, molecular function: guanyl-nucleotide exchange factor activity. NCBI's taxonomy places the organism in Eukaryota, Metazoa, Chordata, Actinopteri, Scatophagidae. The record is from RefSeq and is a predicted model, not a curated record. Bases 543 to 2732 code for a protein of 729 amino acids. Gene Ontology annotation, biological process: axon guidance.
GACAGGAGAAGACCAGCCUCACAGGAAAAUACUUCCACACUUUGUAGACUUAUGAAGAAGGAUGUCAAAGAAGAGGACAGUUGACUCUGCUCCAGAAGGCCCAAGAAAAUCUUAUAUGUGAGUUUCCAAGGGAAGCUCAUACUGGGCGCGCAAGGUGGACGUACUUUCAAUGGACUAAACUAGUGUUAGAGAUACCAUCAGCCAGCUCACCUGCGUCUCAUUUAGAGGGGGUGAGGGAAAGACAAGGAGGGAAGAGCUCUGAGGCUCCUGUCCAAGUGCACGCUCGCAGGUCCAGGCAGAAACACACCCCCCCCCUCCAGGAUCAAUUAUUCAUACGUAUGAGGUUUCCUGUGUGUCUGGGUAAAACAAGGCGGACUGCGGUGGCUCAGCUCCAAACUGUGGCACAGUACGCUGUGAGACAAGAGCUGAAGGAGCAGAAAACCGGACAGAAGGGACAGUGGAUACAUACAGAGAGAGAGAGAGUGUAUAAGAGUUGGAGAUCAAGGAGAGGAGGAGAAUAAUUUGUUAGGAGUUGGGGAAAAAUGAAGGCUCUUCAGAAGAAUCAGGGGCGCACUGACCAGAUGUUGGGAGCCAUGGCUGAUGUGCUUACCUCCGUGGCCAUGCCCAAUCAACAGUGGCUCUCAGAGGGGGGCGAGGCAGACCUCCCAUCAAGUGAGGAGGAAAAGGGGCCUGUUCAGGGCCAGUGGGAGCCAGAGGGGCUGGAGUGGGAGCAGCAGGCUGCUGUUACAGAAAACCCAGAGCGGAGAGAAAGAACAGACUCAUACUCUGCAGCAGGCAGCGAGGGCAGUAUCUCCACUUCUGUGGCAUCACUGCCUCCUCAGGCAUCAGGCAGCUCAGCCCCCAGCUCCCCAGGCUCUAGGCGCUCAGUGAGCACCUUGAAGAAGUGGCUCACAAACCCUGUUCGCAAACUCAGUGCCGGGGCCACAGGAAAAGGGGAGCGUCAGGUCCGCAAGCUUGAGGGAAAGCCUCCACCUCUUACUUCCCACAGUCAGGAUCUGGGCAGCCCCCCAAGGCCUGAUGAGACCCUCACCAUUCUGCCUCUCGCCCACAGAGAACUGGAGUGGAAAGAUGGCCUAGCAAGCCCUGAGGACCUGUCACCAGCUACGUUGCAGUCCCCAAGCUACAUAACAGACUCACUGAUUGGCUGCACGUCACUGCCACACACCCAGGACACUCAGUCCACCAGUGUUUUGCCAGAUGACAGCGGCUCUGUCUUAAUGGAUGACACCUCCAGCCAAUGGUCAGCUGUGGCUGACUCUGAGGAGGAGAGGAGGAGUGCCUUAGAGAAAAGCAUGUAUGUACUGAAGGAGCUCACUGAGACAGAGAAGCACUAUGUGGCAGACCUGGGGCUCAUUGUGGAGGGCUACAUGGGCACAAUGAACUCCAAAGGUAUACCAGAGGACAUGAAGGGAAAAGACAAGAUUGUUUUUGGGAACAUUCACCAAAUAUAUGACUGGCAUAAAGACUACUUCCUGGGAGAGCUGGAGAAGUGUUUGGCAGAGCCAGAGAGGCUGGCUCAGCUCUUCAUCAAACAUGAGAGGCGUCUGCAUAUGUACGUUGUAUACUGUCAGAACAAGCCCAAGUCAGAACAUAUCGUCUCAGAGUAUAUCGAGACUUACUUUGAGGAGUUGCGGCAACAGCUGGGCCACAGGCUGCAGCUCAAUGAUCUGCUCAUCAAACCUGUUCAGAGGAUCAUGAAGUACCAGCUGCUGCUCAAGGACUUCCUGAAGUAUUACACCAAAGCUGGGAUGGACACAGAGGAGCUGGAGAAAGCAGUAGAGGUGAUGUGCUUCGUGCCAAAACGUUGCAAUGACAUGAUGAAUGUGGGCAGACUACAAGGCUUUGAGGGGAAGAUCACAGCCCAGGGCAAACUGCUCCAGCAAGACACCUUCACCAUUAUUGAGCAGGACAGUAGUUUCCUGUCCCGAGCCAAGGAAAGAAGAGUCUUCCUUUUUGAGCAGCUGGUCAUCUUCAGCGAGCCAAUCGACAGGAAGAAAGGGUUCUCUAUCCCUGGAUACAUCUUUAAGAACAGCAUCAAGGUGAGCUGCCUGGGUGUGGAGCCCAGCGUGGACGGCGAUGAUGCCCGCUUUGUACUGACAUCACGCAACCCUGACGGGAGUGUGGUGCGCUUCCAGUUGCAGGCCUCCUCCGCUGAUACCUGCAGGGCUUGGGUCAAUGAUGUUGUUCAGAUCUUGGAAUCCCAGCGCAACUUCCUCAAUGCCUUACAGUCACCUAUUGAGUACCAGCGGCGAGAGAGCAAGUCUAAUAGCCUCGGCCGCAGUAUGAGGCCUCCUCUGUCUGCUGCCAGUGCCCUUCGGCCCCACUCUUCUGCCUCCAUUGACCGUCAUAAGCUGCCCUCCCUUCACUCUCACAACACCUCCCUGCCCACACUCUACCUGCCCAGCCAAGGCCAGGGCCAAGGACCCAGCGAGUCAUACUCCCUGCGGGAUCCCACUGCAAUCCAACCAUGCCCUGGUGACUCCCACACUAUUUCUCCAUCACACGUCCAACUGGCUUUCACUGAUCAGCCGAACUGUCAAACUGUGUCAAAUGGGCUGUAUACCCCCGCCACACAAAGCGCACAGCAGAGAGCAGGAGAGGGCUGCCGAAGGAGUCAAGCUACUGAUGCCGGGAGCCAGGCUCCAUUGUCAGCCCCCUCGGCUGGACGACGCCCCAGCAACUUGGCUCAGCUAGCUGAGGAUGACCUAUGAACCUAUGACACAAUCUGUCUCCUGGGUCAGGAGGACAGCAGCUAAUGGAGACAAGAAGACUUGUCCACUGUCUGUUUAUGCCAGGCUGAACUCUUGCUUGGUUCAGUUAGGAUUUCUGGAGGAUAAUGAAGGAACCUAAAGGAACUUAUGAAGGAAUUAUUGGCUGCAGCUAUGAAUUGACUUUGCUCCUGUUUUUAGAGAGCCAUUCAGUGGAAGGUGACGAGCCUUGGCCACCUUGAGUGUACAUGAACCGCACCACACCAGAUUUUACUGGGCUCAGAGUGAGAACAUUCAAUGGAGACUCAAUGUUAUGACAAUUUCUGCUUUUUAACUUUUUGAUGGUUUGUAUACCAUACUCUUCUCUCUUUCAAGGGGCAAGGGGAAUUUGUUUGAUGAAGAAAUAUCCAUUCCUAAUUGGGGCGGUCACUGGAGUUACGUGUGUGCCUGAAUGUGUGUUUAUUCAACAAUGUGUGGAUGUGUUUGAACGCAUGAGAGUGUGCAAGAAGUGGCAGCAGCUGCUCUUGUAGUCUCUGGUAAUUCUGAUGCCCCAUUGUGAAGAGUACAAGUACAGCUACAUGAGUACAUUUUGUCAUUCCCCUGCUGACAACUAAGUUUGCUGUUUAGGUUGAUAAGAAUGGGAAAAGCAGAACACUUGAUGUGAACAUGCCACAAAGACUUAUCUCACACGAAUUUCAACUGAAAGUGAAAAACUUUCUGUCUUGCCACAGUGUUGAGAGCUCCUGUGUACUCUCUUAUUCUGUUUGACUGGCCUUUCUGUUUGAUCUGUACAAGAAAAAAAAAAGGCUUGAUGGAGUCCCCUGGAGGUUCUCUGCGGGUAUGACGUCACUUCAGAAUACAUUUUGCUCUUUGGGCAUCUCUAGAGGAGUUGCUAGAUACUGUAGGUGCAUUCAAAGGAACUGCUGUGCUGACCCAAAGUGUUGCAUGCAACUGGUGACUGACUGUCACAAUGCUACUUUACAGAGAUCUUCCUUUCCCGCUCAAAGUUGGGUGCUUGUGGUUUUGGGGACACAGGUCCUUAAAAGUGCAUCGGUUUAACCUAAUAUAAAAUGUUUUGUUAGUCCACUGUUGUCAUGUCAAGGCUGUGCACCAUUUCUAUAAUCUCUGUUAGCUUUUUCCCUCAUGGACUAAAUACUGUACAGUGCAUACCAUAAAGGCAAUCAUACAUUUUCACUUGUAAGAUGAAGAAUGACACAGAUGUAAUGAAAUGUUAGCGUUCCAUCUUGUUAAAAUGAAGGAUAAUAUGUUGCUGGAUAAAGAGGGUGAUGCUGAUGAACCUGCAUGCUCCCUCUUCCUCAGACAACAGUGCCAAAAUCAGCAGCUCCCUACUCCAAUACUCCAAUACUCCAAUAGUUGCCACUAAUCUCACUAAAUAAAACUGUAGAUAUCUGUGUUACUAUGUAGACCGUAACGCCUGAGUGACGAAAAGGAGAGAGUAGAUGAAGGGGGCUCUCAAUAUUAGGUCAGUUCUUCUUUGUGGCCAGUAGAGGUCCUCACAUGACUUUAAACUUUUCCAGUUUAGAUGGAUCAUACAGCUGCACCAAAGAUCAAUAGGCCUCAUACUUCAGUGCUCACAAUGAAACAAAAGCUGCUCAAUAAUCUGUCCAAAAGACAAUAAUAAAUUACACAAAGAAAAUUGAGAGGUGAGACAUUAGGUGAGUGGAAUCAUCUCACGGAAUCCAUCUGCAGUUAAUGUGAACUGACAUGUUUUCAUGGGAAUCACUGAUAAGGCAGGUUUGCAUUGAUGCAAAGUAAUACCACUACAGAGAACCAAAAGCAAAGACAUAAAACCAAGAGAGGGUUGGUUAAUGCCAUGUUUGACUGAGUAGAAACCGUUGUAUCAUAUCAAAUAAAAGUGUCUUUUUGAAACUGA